AACGGAAUGUUGAGCUCGAAUGCGUAGAUGAUGGUGAUUGAUUGAUUGAUGGUGACUGGAAGCCCGGGGGAAGAGUUUAUAUCCAGGUCAGACGUAGAUCAGGAGGAAUGAGCGACGAAUGAGUGAGGGCGAUGGACAGAGCUGACUUGCUGAUGAGUCAUGAAGGGAAACAUCAUUUAUCACACCCAUGUGUGGUUUGCUUCAAACAUGUCCGAGUCGCAACAAUGCGAGGUCAACGCUCGUGGUUUCACCUCACCAUCUGCUGACGGCCGCGACACCAUUUGCAACUAAACCCUCGAAAUUCGCAGCUUCUGGCGGUAGCUGGAACGACGAAAUAAAAAUAGACAGCCCGCAAUGGACCAGCCAAACCAACACAAUGGGCGAGAGGCAUUUCCAGUCUCGUUCUGGUCUCGAUACAGAGCUUGGAAGCUUUCACAGCAAUUACUACCAAGCGUGCGCUGAGAAACGAAGACGGAUCCCAAAGUCAGCACCUGAUCACAGACACAGUGUCUCGUCCAAGAAAACCUUACUAAAUCGGAAACUGCUACCUCGGCCGCAAAUAGACUGUCACCAGUUUAUAUCCAUAAAAAGAUCACGUUACGUUCUGCCUAUGACAUGGAGACAUUUGACGACUGAACAUGGAGAAGGUUCGCAGCUGCAGGAGGCUGUGGACAUGGUGGUUGACAUGGCUCGGCGGACUUCUAGAUCCGCAUCCGAUCGGGAAUGAAUGUCAGAGUUCAUACUGAAAAUGGCUUGCAAGUCCGCCGGCUAUCGUUAUUGCUCAAGGCCUUCCUGCAGGUGGUUGAUCAACGGACUCACAUGGCCGGUCCUGAAUGUCCGAGCUUCGCAAACAGAGCGAGUAGAUCCAACCUUUCUCAAACUAUUGUGUAGAGCACAAAUCAUUCAAAUAUUAUUCGUGGUUAAUGGCAGUGCGAGAGAUCAGGGCUCUCGUACAAGAGUGGUCUGGGUUUUGCUGUCAGAAUCCGCUGAAAUAUCACUGAUCGCAUCACGUGAUGAACUCGGACUGCGUCAAAGGAAUUCUCUUAUCUGCUCUAAUAUUGGGUCGAGACUUGAAUUAGAAUCACCUCCUAUCUGGGCCAGAAAUUCGGGGCUGACGGGUGGUUUGUUUAUUUUGAGCUAGCUUGCUCGUUGGUGUCAGAGCCAGCGAAUUAAAGCAGUUAGCAUGUUCGAUCGUUGACCAGUCCAUAGUCAGUUGUAGCGAGCAUAUAAAGAAUCUCCUGUGCAGCAGCCAAACACAAUCCAAAUUCAGUGUCAACUACUCCUCUAGCUAGAUCUCGCUCUCUAGCUAGCUUGCCAUUCAGGAGUACCAGAGUCUUUCUACUUUGAACUGCAAGCUCAAAUCUGCGAGAGGCCUCGAAUCCUACCGCUAUCUGGACGAAAGAUCAGAGUGAAUAGCAGCAGCUGCAUGCGGAGAAGGGAGUUGGCGUAGUUUAUAGAAGGGCAGUACUGUGCUGACGGACACAUAUUUGCAGCUGAUCAUGGCGACUCCGAUCUCCAGUCGACUGAAAGUAUUGGCGAUCCUCGUCGUCGUCGCCCUGGUGUGUGUGCAAGAGGUGAAUGCUCAGACUGGAAAGGGAUGGAGGCGUUUGCGUCCCAACUUCUACGCUAGAUCUUGUCCUGAUGCGGAGAAGAUAAUCAGGCAGUCGAUGGAGAACGCAUAUCAGCAGGACCCGAGCUUUCCCGGUGCCAUUCUUCGUAUGUUCUUCCACGAUUGUGUGGUCCGAGGAUGCGAUGCUUCCGUCCUCCUGGACAACGACGACUCGGAGAAGCUCGGAGCUCCGAAUGCCAACUCCCUCAGGGGAUUCGAGGCUCUGGACGAGGCCAAGGCGAAUCUGGAGAACGUUUGUCCUGGAGUCGUGUCCUGCGCUGACGUGCUGGCCUACGCUGCUCGCGACUGCAUCGAGCUGGCUUCUCCAGGCACGAAGGUGCGCAACUGGACCGGGGGUCGCAGAGAUGGUGUCGUCUCCGUCUCCGCCGAGACGCUGACUGAGCUUCCUGGACCCUUUUCCAACUUCACCUCACUGGAGCGCUCUUUCGCCAAAAAGGGCCUCAACCAGAUGGACCUCGUCGUCCUCUCAGGUGCACACAGCGUUGGUAAGGCACGAUGCGGAAUCAUCCUCAGCCGUCUGUACAACUUCAAGGGUACGGGCAAGCCCGACCCAUCGAUGAACCCGGCGUACGUCGCCAAGCUCAAGCAGCUGUGCCCCCCCAACGCACCCGGAAACAGGAUCGACAUGGAGCAGAGGAGCCCGAACCGCCUCGACGUCAACUACUACGCCGAUGUGGAGCAGGGCCGAGGCCUGUUCGAGUCCGACAACGCUCUGAGGACCACCCCCGCCGGACGCUGGCUCGUCAGGGUCAACAAGAACAAGCGCGUCUUCGACACGGCUUUCGUUCUCGCCAUGAAGAAGGUCGGAAACAUCGACGUGCUGGUCGGCAACCAGGGCCAGAUCCGCACCGUCUGCAAUGCGGUGAACGUCUAAAAUGUAGAUUCUGUAUGUAUUUUUAUCAUCGACUGGAAGCGCUGGAGAGUCGGAUGUCUGAGGCUUGCAGUUGUGAUUGCAAGAGCCAGCCGCGCUCGUUCGGAGAUCUGAAAUCACGAUCGAUCGAUCCAUGGAUGAUCACCCGAUCGACUGACUGGCUGACUCCCCUGCUGGAGACCAGAUCGCCUGUAUAUGCUCAACUAGAGUUGUGAGCACAAAAUAAGAUUAGGGUAGACAUUUAUUAUUAUUGCUGGCACAGCCGUCGGCCUUUGUUUCAUGAAUUCUGAUUUUUAAUAACGAUCAAACCUCUACUCUAUGGU
This is a messenger RNA of Marchantia polymorpha subsp. ruderalis, 2824 nucleotides long. The record is from the annotation of a GenBank genome assembly. NCBI's taxonomy places the organism in Eukaryota, Viridiplantae, Streptophyta, Marchantiopsida, Marchantiales, Marchantiaceae.